AUGAUGUACAAUUAUUUGUACAGCCAGCGCAAGAAGCGGGUCGCCGUGUACCACGGGAGACCCCAGGAGGCUAGAAGAUGUGCGGAUUCAUCGCUGUGGGUUUCCUGGGCGGACUUCAUCUGGGGGAUUAUGACACUCGUGUUGGUCGCGGUCGAUGCCGUGUUCCUUCCCCUCUCGCUCUCCUGGCCCAGCCUCAUCCAAAGUGGCACUACCCUGGACCUCUACUAUCAGGUCACUCCUGGACUCUGGAUCUCUGACAUCGUCGUCGCUUUCCUCAUUGCGCUGCAUCCUGCAGCCCAGACCGUUCGGUGGCAGGGACUCCGGUCCUAUUUAUGCCGGCGCUUUCCUUUCGACGUUACUUUGGUUCUGGUGGACCUCACACUGCUGGCGCAGCUGAUCCCAGAGGACUUCAAGGUCCUCACGCUCCUGCGCCUCCUCCGGGCUGCGAAGUUCAAGGCAGUCAUGGGAGCGUUCGAGAACCGCCUGGCAAAACGGGGCAACAUCACCUUCGUGUACUGGUCCACCAUCAUCCAGUCUAUUGCAUCCGUGCUGGUCGUCAACCAUACGCUGGCUUGUGCGAUCUUUUACAUAGGGAGACUGGGUCAGCAGUCGGAGAUGCCGAACUGGUUGGACACCUAUGGCAUCCUGGACUACUCCGAUCCUUUUCAGUACAUGAUGUCCUUCAACUGGGUGAUUGCGCAGUACACCCCUGCACCGUUCCCCUACAGGGCGCAGACGGAGAUCGAGGAGGUCCUGAUCCUGGGAAUGAUCCUCAUCUGCCUCCCCUUGCUGGGAGCCCAGAUCGGAAAGAUCACGGGCACCUUGAACCUGAUGAACGAGAAGGCCAAGGAGCGUGACCAUGUGAAGCGCGACUUGCAGCGUUGGCUGCACAAGACCAAAGUGCCUGAAGAACUCAAGGAGCGCAUGUCCAGCUCCCUAGACGACGUGCUGAACUCCGCCCAGUCUCCGCUGGAGGUGAAGGAUCCGAUGGCCCUGAAAUUCCUUCCAAGCACUUUGCUGGAAGAGCUCCGGGUCGUGAAGACCGGCGAAACGCUCUCGCUUCACCCUCUCUUCCAGAUGAUCAUGGAUGAUCGGCUGCAGCUUGCCGGGUCCCUCGUGUCGGCAUUCAGAGUCCUGGCCACUGUGGCUGGUGAGCGGGUCUUCACCGUCGGCAGCCGGGCAGAAGGCCUCCAUGUGACGAUCUCGGGAAGGUUCUCGGUGUUGUGUCAGGAGGAGGCGUGCAUUGUGGAGGCCGAAAGGGGGGUUCCAUCCAAGUCCCUGUCCCCGGAGUCUCACAGCCUCGAUCUGGCACCGGACACCUGGGUGGGAGAACUUUGCCUCUACACAGAGGUAAACCACUCGGCCACCUUGACGUCGCUGGCCUAUGCCAAGUGCCUUCGAGUGUCUCCCAUGGAUUUCCUCAAGGCUGUGAGGGAAUCGCCGGCGGCCAUCGUCGCCAUCCACGAGUAUGCCGUGGAGUUGCUCAAACUGGCCGGGAAGCCGUGGGAACUGCUGCCGCACUCUCAAGUGGAUGACUGUGUCAACCACACACAACUCGGCGAGCUGCUGAACCCUGGAACUGGCCGCAUCCACAAUCUGAAGAACAGCGAGGCUGUGGACCUCACGGACCUUGCAUCCCGUCUCCUCUUGCGGCCAUGGGCACCCGAGGACCUCUGCGAGGAGAUCAAGGACAAGGUCGUUGAGCUCAGGGACAACGGCCUUUAUGCACAUCUCCAGCACCAUGACGAGGCGAAGCGCGCAGUCCUCUCCGUGCUCAGCAUGCUUUGGUUGCUGAAGGGGGACUACGAGCAAAUGGUCUCUUGCCAGAAGCUGCCUACGCGCCUGAGCAGAAGCACAUGGACGGCUAUUCAGGAACUGCUGUGCUGGGAGAUGACACCCUCACAGCUCACGGCCCUCUUAGUGCUCUUGGCCAUUCGUGGAUUGAGCAAAAGCGCUGACUUCACAAAGCUUUGCCCGCCCAGCGAGCGCCGCAGCCCCGAGUCCGUUUUGGAGUAUGCUGUCAGCAACUUGAAAUCCUACAUCCCCUCACUUGCGGGGCUGCCUGCGGAAAGUGCUGACUAUGUGGUUUCGACAGUCCGGAUGCUGGGGCAAUUCAGCUUUCCACAGUUCCUGCAGGGCGAGAACAACUCCCAUUCCGUUUGGAUGCUCCAGUCCUGCUUGAAACAAGAGGAAGAGGUUGUCUUCAAGAUGUUCUUGCUCGCGCAGGUCUGUGUGCUCUGUGGAGUCACCGGGGCGAAAUCCAUCCAGGGCUCUCAUUUCCUCAAUGAGUUGAACGGAUGCUCCGUACUUAAAGCCCUCAGCUGCUUGCAAAACAUUGCAGAUGCUCGACCACAGGCUGUUUACUGGAGAUAUAUCGCUGCUCGUGCAUGGUCCUUGCAGUUGGAAGUGCAGCAGGCCGGCGACCUUGUUCUGGCGAGGUUGGCCUGCCUGACACGCACCGUGGAUCCACAGCGACUGAGGGAGCUCAAAGAGGAGUGGGCGCAGCUCACGGAUUCAGAGCGGGAUGCGCUUCACGAGAUCUUCCUCCUAGACGGUCAUUUGCAGAAGGCGUUCAUCUUCCAGUACUUGCCGCUGUUUCUGACCAAUGCGAUGGAGAACACUGACUUGGGAUUGCGCUGCGGUCUCCAGUUUCUCGUGGAGCUUUAUGGUAAACUCCUGGACCAUCGGUGCCUCAGCCAUGCCGGUCCGACGGUGAGGGUCGACAUCCACUCCCUUGCGUCGAUCGUCGCGGAGGUGGAUAGCCUUCGAACUCUCCGAGCCCUGCCUGCACCAGACUUCACCCGCAAGCUCCGCCCAAAACCAGCCCCCUUCCUUGAGGCCGGUGCCUGGAGUUCGUCCGCAUUGUGA
Symbiodinium necroappetens is the source of this 2868-nucleotide messenger RNA. The record is from the annotation of a GenBank genome assembly. Lineage: Eukaryota; Dinophyceae; Suessiales; Symbiodiniaceae.